Molecule: messenger RNA, 6340 nt
Organism: Ornithodoros turicata
Lineage: Eukaryota; Metazoa; Arthropoda; Arachnida; Ixodida; Argasidae
Product: caspase-7-like
Exons: 11
Coding region: 221-1738 (505 amino acids)
Biological process (GO): proteolysis
Molecular function (GO): protein binding; cysteine-type endopeptidase activity
Source: RefSeq, a predicted model, not a curated record
CGCAAUCUCUCUAUCAGGUAUGCCUGGCAACGAGCCACUCUGAACCUUGCAUUAGUUCCUUGCGAUUGCGAGCUCGUGUUCGCAAAAGAACGUUCUGGACUAGUGGCAACCCCACACCCAAUAGAAGUAAUAUCUCCCUAUCGAUCUUUAUUUUAUGUGGGCGUGUAGGAGUACCUAAGGUACAAGGGAAUACAGCCUGAUCAGUUGUGGAACGAUCGACAUGGAGGACAAGCAAAGUGAAUGUCAUGCGGACGAGAUUCCCAGAGGAGAAAGAGGAAGCGGUCUCGAAAGCUUGUCACCUGUGUACGCUGACGAGGGAGAAGUCAACUUGCAAGACGUCAGCAUACCCGAACAUUAUUCUCAUGAUGACAUCUGGUACAAGAUGGACAAUCUGAACGCAGGAAAAAAGUGUGGAAUAUGUGCCAUCAUAAAAGUUAAGAGUCCUGACACGCAAGAACAAUCGGGAGCUGAAGCAGACGCCAAGACCAUAGAAAGUGUAUUUGGUGGCGUCAUUGGCUUUGACGUUAAAGUUUACCACGCUUCCACACCAGCAGAUAUCCGCGAAAAGCUCAAAACGUGUAAAGACGAUAUUGAGAAGGAUUCGUCGAGAGCAUCAGAUUGCUUCGCCUGCUUUGUCCUGGGUCACGGCAAGGAAGAUAUCACGUUCCCUUUCGGCGGCGAACUGAUUGACCUGGAAUACAUCUACGAACAGUUCAGUAACAAAGUCUGCACGAAGCUUCUUGGGAAACCCAAAUUGUUCUUCUUACACACGUUACGUGGCUGGAAACAGGGAGGCGAACAUCACUUUGCUGACGGUCCGAGCAAGACUACAAGUGUGCCUUCACGUGCUGAUUUCUUUACAUUCGAGAGUACCUCCGCAGGUUAUCUUUCGUCUCCGGGUUCAGUUCGUGGUUCUUUAUUCGUCCAGGCGCUCUGUCAAGUCAUCAAAAGAGACUACCUUACCAAGAAUUUCCAAGAAAUGAUGACACUGGUCAAGUAUUAUGUAGCACGGGAAAAGAAACCGGAUGAGACACUGUACAGACACUCCACGCUCACGAAGAAUAUUCGGUUUGCAGCUGAAGAGAUCGACGUGGACGACGAACCCACAUCAUCGCACCCAAGUACUGUUGUGAACAGACAACUGAUAGAUGAGAUCGACGUAGACGACGAACCCACAUCCUCGCACCAAAGUACUGUUGUGAACAGACAACUGAUAGAUGUGCGGCCACCAAGUCCGCGUAUUGAAGAUAACCGAAACAACCCUAUUGCGGAUAAGAACCUGGAGGUUGUGUCACAUACAGAGAUAAAAUGGAGGCCGAAAGGAAUAAGAAAGUUGGUGAAACUUGGUGAAGUCGGAGGAAAUUACGGAAUAGUCAGUACAAGGUUCAUGUUGAAAGGUUACACCUUCGAGCUAGAGGUUACUGCCGAGGACGAGGAUGGAAAGCCGCAUCUGGCGGUUACGCUAAGCCUGUGCCGCGGUCGCAAUGACGAUAAGCUGGAAUGGCCAUUCAGUACGCCGUACACGAUAACCCUCUGCCACCCUCAUGACGAAGACUAUACCAUCCCGGUAUCUGCUGGAUUCGGCACCCAUACCCGUCCUUCCUAUGUGAGACCACAGGAUGACAGUAAUCCUGGUGUUUCUUUCUCCCUCAUACCGCUUGAAUCAUUUCAACAGCGCCACUAUAUAAUCGACGAUGCCCUUUGCUUGUCAUUGAGCUUGCACGCUUCAGUUCAAUAAUACACUAUACGCUAAUGCGUCAAAAACCCUCUAUAUGAUAUGCUGAGUACGACACUUUCAUUGUAAUAUUUUCCAAUGUCGCAGAACGCACUUGUGGUCUGUGCUACACCAGUGUUGUAGACAUAUAGAAACACACAAACAGAACACAUUUGGGUAAUCCACAAUGACGGUACAUGGGCCACUGAUGUAAAGGCAGGCAGUAGGGUUCGGAAUCCCGAGCCGUUUCACAUUCCCGGGAUUUCGAAAUUUCGAAAUGUGGAUCCCGGAAUCCCGGGACGGGAUCGGGAUUUUUUUCGAAACUAUACCCAGGAUGCCGUAUAUGACCGCAUCCACUUGCACUUGAUAUCCGUAUCCACUUGAUAUAGUUCACGUCUCCUGUCAUCCCCACGGAACAUUCGAAAGGAAAAAAGCUGAAAAAAAAAACUGCUCAAUGGGGCAACCCUGCGUAUUACAUUGAGUAUUCGCACCGUGCCGCGACAAACGAAAGCAGAUGUCCGUCUUCCUUCCCUUUAUCAAAUUCCUUGAAAGUACCGGCCUGAUGGACUCCCUCUAAGACCCCGUCAGCGCCGUCAGCAUCAUCCUCAUCACCAUCCUCUCAUUUUCCCCCAAUAGCAAUGGGGUAUCAUUCUGCUCAAUGAGCGGAAGUCAUCCCCAUAUCAUCGUCAUCAUGUAUCUCCCUCUCUCUCCCUCGCACCGUGCCUGCAUGUCAACUGAAAUGCCGCAAUGAAAUCCGUCUCUUCUUGUCGUCUGCUACGCAAUACCUUCUGGCUGCGUCCAGGAUAUUUCCCGCAGUUAGUAGUGCACGAGAAUUCUAGUUACGCAGCCGCAAAAAUGAAUGACGUAUUUCGCAUCAUUCGCUCGAGUAUUCUGGGGAAUGCCACUUGUGUGAAUACAUGGAAUAAUGCGGUUUGCUCAUCUUGCCUUUUAUUCAUCCACAGUGACUGUUGUGUUCUGGUCUGAAGCAGCAGAGUCUAUAAUUCUCUGAAAAGGCUGUCUCCAUUUUCUGGUUUACUUUAGAGAGUAUUUAUUCUUGUUGAAUUGUAUUUACUGUUUCAAAUAUACUUAUUCGUGAGGAUUAAGAGAACAAAAGAGAUAUCCUGCAAUAUUUCUUGUUGUAGGAUUGGAAAAAUCAUUCUGAUUUCAUGGGGGUUUUAUGCUACUUGAGGGCUGUUUUCCUCUACAGCUUGCGUAGUUUACAUGUGUCAGCAGCUAAUGUCGUUGUAAAAUGUCGUGGACGACGAGGUUGGUCCGUUUCGGAACGCAAAUGAUAUUUUUUUAGGAAUGGACGCUUGAAACAAAACGUGGAUUGGAACCCUGCUUUCCCUUUAACUUGUACCGCGGAAUAUUUGUUGUCAAAAAAGCCGAAAUUUAUAAUCUCCAAAUCUCACUAUUUGCCAAAUGCUCAAAUUAUACUCAAAUCCCGGGAUUUCAGGACCCCGUGGUCCCGGGCUUCGGACCUAGACCGUAGUCGGUAAUUGUUUACAACCAGCCUUGUAAAAGAAUCACGAUUGUUAUGACAAUAUCGAGAAAGUUUGAUUCACUCGAUUGACUUUGAUUUAUUUGAUCUAAAUCAACUUUUGAGGACGCAUUUCGUUUCGACUACGAACACCACUCCUGUGAAAAUCUGGGAAGUAAACCCUGACGACAGACUCUAAAAACAGCACUUCACCGCAUAGCACGCCGUACGCCGACCAUUUCCACGAAUGAUAGCGUUAUCGCUUUUGAUUCGAAAGUAGACCAGGGCGCGGCAAUUUGGAUAUAUGAUUGCCACAAAGAGGCAUACGCAUCCAUCUCUCUUCGGAUAACAAGCGAUAGUCCAAUAAUUCGUGGCGAUGGUUGCGCACAGCGUGCUCUGCGGUGAAGUUCUGUUUUUAGAGUGCAUAGACUGCACAUAAGUCGCUUAUGUAGUUGACGCGGAGCAGUAGAGGUGGAAAGAGACACGCUUAGAGUUCCACAGCGAAUAUCAAUCACCAUUGCUAAGCCGGAACAAAUGAAGUGCUACACAGCACUUGGAACAUUAGAAGCUAAUUUCCUUACAAAAUGUCAAGUGGUAUACAUGCAGUAACUCGAAGGCCUGGCCAGGCAUUUGAACGGCACAUUUCUAGCCAAUAUCGUGCAAUAGAGGUAGAAAGGCACUACGUAAUUAGAUAUUGCAGUGUAUUGGACACAUCAUUUUUUACUAGCGAGUUGUCACCGGUUAUAGGUUAUGAAGUGCAGGAUAUCCCUUUAAAGGAGCACUGAGGUGACCCCAAUUUCUUUUUCCGAUGCAGCGCGUUCGGCAAGGAAUAACAUGUGAUCAUGUUCUUAAUGGUGACACCUCACAGUGUUAUCAUAAUUUUGAUGUCUGACUACCUGAAUUGGACACGCUAUGCUUCAAUAAGUACCCCGUGCGCGUAGUACUUCAGGGGCCAUGGUUUCAGGCUCUUGGCGAGGAAUUGCCGCGGGACACCGCGCUAGCAGACAUGCUAAACUUGAAAAGAAGCCAAAUGUGCCAACGAUUAGGGACGCAUCCUGAUAGUUAGAGGUAGCUCCCAUUGCGGCCGUUAAAAAAAUACUUUUCUGGGGAAAAUGCGGCUCCAUCAACCAUGCUAUGCUGUAGGCUCCUCAAAUACCAAAGUGGUCCGGGGCUUUACUACCUCCACAGUCGUAACACGCCCUUAAGGCUCUUCCGCGCCAGAACAAGGUCGGACAUGCCACGAAAGACUUGACGCCUUUUGCUGAGAGCUAGGAAAUAAGGAUUAUAAAGGUGUCUAUCAUGCAAACUGUUCGAUCCAUGCGAAGGUCACGGUUACACAAGAGAAAGUUCCACCUCACCACCAAAGCUCAUCCACCUUUUCUGUUUUCUUUUAUGAUGUGAAAAUUUUUCUAAUUUCGGUUUGGUCGCCAGGUCAACAAUUUACGGUGAAACGAAAUUAUGCAGUAUUUCAUGACCAUUCCUGACGUGAUAAAUCUGUGAUUAAGCAACGAUUACCAAUCAACUGGCUAAAUCCAGAUAGCUUACACGUGUAAGGCUCUAGCUAACAGGUCACUGCAGCGGCUGACGCAUUCUGGCGGGUGCGUGCGAGAGAUACGGAAAUAUAGGGGUAGUGGACCUUGCCGGCAGUCUAUCUCUCGAACGCGUUAAACUAGUUUGUCGAUCGAGGUAUCUUUCGAAAGCGCUUGAGAAGUUCUACCCGGACCUUAAGCGAUGUCCGAUUCAACGAGAAGAACCAAUAUUAAGUAAAUUUGCAAAUUUGAAUAUCAAAUUUUCGCCAGAAUGCGGCGUAUAGAAAACUAAAAUAUGAUCACAGCCAAGGGAAACGGCAAUCUGAAGAAAGUGCGGUUCGAGAGAAACAAACAAAAAAGCCGAAAUUUCCCAGAGUCCAGCACCGAGCCAUCGAGAGAGCUGAGAGAGCGACGAAGAUGAGCGGUAGAGGCAAAUUCGGCAGCCGGUGCUCAUAGUGAGUCCCUACUCUCAAAUAAUAUAUCAGAAAACUAAUGGAAUGAAUAAAUAAAUAAACACUUGCAUUUCUUUCACUAAGAUCCCGCAAAGUAGUAAAGGAAUCGCAGAUUGUGACGUUUUCACGUAAAACACUACGGCUCCGACCAGACUGAGCCCACCCCAUUUUAUUUUAUUUUUUUACGUUUUCCGUUUCUGGCAAGUAGAAGCAAACACGUGAUGGUUAAUGCUCGUUGUGUGUAGAUAAUGAGUAACUGAAAAAUAAGAUAAAAAAUUAGAAGUACAAAUGUUCAAUGUACAUGGUAUUGCCCCUCUAGCUUGUCCCAUGUGGCUAACAGGAGUUUCAGAGCUGUGAAAAUGUCCAGAUACAUUGAUCAUCUUGCACUGCAGUCUGAACCGACUACACCACCUCACCAACUACACUCUUAGAAAAAAGGGUGGAACAGUUACACAUUUUAGGAGAUAAUGGUUAUCGCAUAUGUUGUGCCUAAAAGGUUGCACAGUUCCACUUGCUACUUACGAAUGAUAGGGCUACCGCUUUUGAUUCGGCGAGCGAGGGGGAGUAUGCCUUUUUGUUGCAAUUUGGAUGUAUGAUAAUUGCUUUUAUUACCGUUUUAGACCCUUAUGAGACACUAUGUUGACCUAGGUGGUAACUAUUUUCACACCCUUUUUUCUUGGAGUGUAGCCCAAGGCAAAUCACUGUUCAAGUUAUAUGGAAAAAGCUCAGCGUAGAAGUGUGAAAUUUUCAUUUAUUUUGCAUCGAGCAGCUAAUUGUCGGUACCUGUCGCUGCUGCUUAAUAAGAUGUGUUCUCAAUCUGUCUGUAUCAUGCUUAUGGCAUUCCAACUCGACGAUAUUGCGGAAAGCACGUUAUUGCCCCAUACGUUCAUUUAUUAAUCUAUUUGAUCUCGGUUGUCACGCGAUGCACACCCCCAAUAAUUAUUAUUAAUAAUAAUGUAUUUCUCUAUCCGUUCUUCCAGCAUCUGUAUGUAGAAAUUUCUGACGGUCUGUCGCUUAAAGAUUGCAUUGAUCACCACUGGAGAUAUUUGUGGUCCUGUAUAAUGUCACAAAAUUUUUCUGUCUGUUACAAAGUUGUCCAUUUUCAUUGUGUAUUUUGUACGGCAAAAGCUGGAAAAUAAAAUGAAGCCCGUGAAGCCGCAAUUGA